UGUUUCUGUGCAGGUGCUGGUGAGUCUGGGAAGAGUACCAUCGUCAAACAGAUGAAGAUCAUCCACGAGGAUGGCUACUCAGAGGAGGAGUGCCGGCAGUACAAAGCCGUGGUCUACAGCAACACCAUCCAGUCCAUCAUGGCCAUCAUCAAGGCGAUGGGGAACCUGCAGAUCGACUUUGGAGACUCCUCCAGAGCAGAUGACGCUCGGCAGCUGUUUGCACUCUCCUGCACUGCUGAGGAACAGGGCACCAUGCCGGAGGACCUGGCCAACGUGAUCCGGAGGCUGUGGGCUGACAAUGGAGUCCAAGCUUGUUUUAACCGCUCCCGAGAGUACCAGCUGAAUGACUCUGCUGCCUACUACCUGAAUGACCUGGAGAGGAUAGCCCGUGCCGACUACAUCCCCACUCAGCAGGACGUGCUGCGCACCAGGGUGAAGACCACUGGCAUCGUAGAGACCCACUUCACCUUCAAGGACCUGCACUUCAAGAUGUUCGAUGUGGGUGGCCAGCGGUCGGAGCGGAAGAAGUGGAUCCACUGCUUUGAGGGGGUGACUGCCAUCAUUUUCUGCGUGGCCCUGAGUGCCUAUGACCUGGUGCUGGCUGAAGACGAGGAGAUGAACCGAAUGCAUGAGAGCAUGAAGCUCUUUGACAGCAUCUGCAACAACAAGUGGUUCACGGACACGUCUAUCAUCCUCUUCCUCAACAAGAAGGACCUCUUUGAGGAGAAGAUCGUGCACAGCCCCCUGACCAUCUGCUUCCCUGAGUACACAGGGGCCAACAAGUACGAUGAGGCAGCUGGGUACAUCCAGAGCAAGUUUGAGGACCUGAACAAGCGGAAGGACACCAAGGAGAUCUACACCCACUUCACCUGCGCCACCGACACCAAGAACGUGCAGUUCGUCUUUGAUGCCGUCACCGACGUCAUCAUCAAAAACAACCUGAAGGACUGCGGGCUCUUCUGAGGGCUG
This is a messenger RNA of Leptosomus discolor (cuckoo roller), 969 nucleotides long. Lineage: Eukaryota; Metazoa; Chordata; Aves; Leptosomiformes; Leptosomidae. The record is from RefSeq and is a predicted model, not a curated record.